GCGACCCCCCCUCCGCACGUUAACGACUGUCGGGUGUCGAGCUAGUUGAGUUAGCAUGUAGCCGAGGUGAGUGACGCUACUGGAGGGGCUAAGCUCUGCAGCUGAAACCGCACGAUGCAGUUUAUAGGGAAACUAGCGGAGGUAGCGUUAGCCAACUCGGCCAACUAGUCCUUCCCAUAAAGAAGAAGAAGGGGGAGAAAAUGGGAGGCUUUUAGAGUGUGUUUGUGCGUUGGGAGUCACAGGAAGCGUGGGAGAUCAUUUCACGGGUGCAACAGUCUGCAGCUCGGUGUGUGGAGCGUUACCGUAAUGCUAACGGUGCCCGCAUUCUGCUGCAGAGGAGAGAGCACCAGGAUGAGGAGGCUGUAGGCACCCGCCGUAGUAUGGCCGCGUCCCGUUCCUCGCGCGUCACAAGGUCGUCAGUGGGGCUCAAUGGAUUGGAUGAGAACUUUUGUGGUCGAACCCUCAGGAACCGCAGCAUCGCCCAGCCGGAGGAGACCUCGGUACCUCCGCUACCAAGGGCCCGCUCUCCCAAGAAGAAGCAGGAGUCGAAGCAGGACGGAAAGCCGGAGUCGAAGCAGGACGGCAAGCAGGACGGCAAGCAGGACGGCAAGCCGGAGUCGAAGCAGGGCACCAAACAAGAAGUUAAGCAGGAGUCAAAGCAGGAUGCUAAACAGGACACAAAGCAGGACGCCAAGCACGACACAAAGCAGGACACUCAGCAGGAUGGCCAGCAGCAGGCCUCGUUGCAGGGAAAGGUGACUGACUUGAAUGCUUCUCCAGCCGAGGCAGAGCAAUGGACCAGCUCCAGGAAGCGUGGUGUGUCCUGUUUAGAAAAAGACAUUAGUCCCGAGAAUUCUGAGAACUGUGAGAGAGGGAAGGCGCCGCGGGACGCCUCACCUCAAAUCAAAAGGGCCAAGCGUUGCUCCCGCUCUGGAGAGUCUCAGGGACACGAGGAGGACCCUGGGCCUUUGAAAUCGGAAAGUCCAGUCUCGGCCCCAGAGCCUAGCAAGGACAACCGUUGUGAAGAAUUUCCCAGCCAAAACUCUGCUAACACAGCUCCUGCCUCACCUGUCCGCAGUAAAGAGGAAGGUGAGCUGCCAGUGAAGAAGGCAGAGGAUGGUCAUGUGGAGUGUGAUGGGGCCGCCGAGCCCCCGAAUGCCCACAGGGCCUCUAAUGGACUCCGAGAGAAUAAAGCAGAGGAACCUAGCACGAUUACUGAAGAGCCUAGUGCAAACCCCACCUCUGUCACCAACUGCCCGUCGCUGCUCAAUGGUAGUCAGACGGGGGCCCCCUCAUCCCCCGACCCCGCUGUGCCUUGUAGAAACUCUGUCCCUCUGCAGAUGGCGGUCUCUGGCUCAGGGGAAUCGCCAGCCUCACCUGCGCCGACGUUUGAGGCCGUUCCAGAGGAUCCUGUCCCUGAGCUGAUAGUGGCUAAGGAGCAGGAGAUGGAGGAGGUGGAGGUCGACGUGGUGGGCGACCCGUUGUGUCUGGCCCACGAGGAGCAGGUGACGGAGAGCGAAAACGACACCAACGACCGGCCGCCAACACCAGUGCAGGAAGCGGCUGCCUCCACCUCCUCCACUAGCACCAACUUGAACAGUAUUCCAAUCAACAACAGCAACUCAGGAGAAACUACACCCCCACUAGCAACAACCCCCUCCCCCACAGAGCCAGAGUGCAAUCCCUCAAUACCCAGCACGCCCCCCUCUUUCACAGAGCUCUACGAACACAGAUACACCCUGCGGACUUCACCCAGGAGGGCUGCUACUGGUGGCAAGGCCUCCUCCUCCAAGCUCAGCUCUCCUCCCAGAGACAAUGGUCCCUUGAGGGAAGAGGGGGAGGUGCUAGUUGGGCUGGAGGAGGAUUGCCCUGUGUUAGAGGGACCUGCUCCCUCGGACUCGGUUGGCCCCUCCAGCGAGGAGCUGGUCUCCGUGGAUCUAGGAGACCGGGCCGGUGGUGAGGACAGUGUACCCGUGGAGAGCAAAGUGGCCGAGCAAAGCAAGAAGCUGACACAGAGCCAGGUUGCGGAGGAGGAGGAGGAGGAAGAGGAGGAGGAGGAGGAAGAAGAAGAAGAGGAGGAGGAGGAGGAGGAGGAGCCAGACGUGUAUUAUUUUGAGUCGGACCACCUGGCUCUUAAACACAACAAAGAUUACCAGAGGCUGCUGCAGACCAUCGGCGUUCUCGAGGCCCAGCGCACGCAGGCCAUCCUGGACCUCGAGACGUUGGCGCGUCACCAGAGGGAGGCGCUCGGCGAUCCCAUCAUCUUCGUGGAGCAGCUGCAGAAACGGGUUAACUUGGACUUGCCGUGUCCUCAGCGAGUCGUCCAGCUCCCUGACAUUGGAUGGGAGCAGUACACCUCAGGCCUCGGUGACUUUGAAAGAGAGUUCUGUGACAAGAAACGCAAAACCAGGCGGCUAAAGCUGAUCUUCGACCAAGGUUUGCCUGCUCGACCAAAAAGUCCCGUGGAGCCCAAGAAGGAAGGCGAAUCGUCCACCAUGUACUCCUCUCUGCCCACUAGUGACGCUCUAGAGAACAGCAGGCAAUCGCAGAUGAUCAGAGGAAGGAUUUGUCAGCCAAACAAGUCUGACACUUUUAACCAGCUGUGGACUGUGGAGGAACAGAAAAAACUGGAGCAACUUCUUGUAAAGUUUCCUCCCGAGGAAGUCGAGUCCAGACGAUGGCAAAAGAUUGCUGACGAGCUCGGCAACCGAACAGCAAAGCAGGUUGCCAGUAGGGUUCAAAAGUAUUUCAUCAAACUGACAAAAGCUGGUAUUCCUGUGCCUGGAAGAACACCCAACCUGUGCAUGUACACUAAAAAGGCAUCCAGUAAGAGGCAGCACCACCUCAACAAGCACCUGUACCGGCCGUCUACUUUCCUGACCUCCUACGAGCCUCCAGUCUUCAUGGACGAAGAUGACGAGCGCUCGGCGUAUUACAGCAGCAUGCAGGACCCUUCUGCUGACGACUCGGAUGAAGAAGCUAUACCUUUGGAGCUGAGGAGUUUGCCAGAAUACAAAGAACUUUUAGAGCUGAAGCGACUGAAGAAACAGACGCUCCAGGAGAUCCACGAGGACAAGGCCGGGAUGCGGCAUGUUGGCUUCAAGUGUGAUGUCUGCGGCAUGGAGCCCAUCCAGGGAGUGAGGUGGCACUGUCAGGAUUGUCCACAGGACAACUCAGUGGAUUUCUGCUCUAACUGCUCCGACUGCUUGCUCAAGACAGAGACCCACAAGCCCAACCACCACUUGGAACCGGUGCACCAGUCAGACACCUUUCUGGACAGGGACUACUGUCUGCCGCAGAGCACAGGCUACAACUACCUGGACCCUAACUACUUUCCAGCCAACAGAUGACAGGGUCCCAGGCGCCUCUAGCUCCAGGCUCUCUCCACAUAUCCCACAGGCCACUCUGUGCAUGGCUCCAUCCUCCAAGUCCAAGAUAACCGCUUAACCCGCCGCCAGGCAGGAAGGCCAGCAGAUAGCCAGGAGCCUCAAAGCAGACCACAGUGCUGCUGGUUGGGGGGGUGGGGGUGGGGGGCUGUUGGUAAACUGGCAUCCCUGACUUAAGCAAAGGGGGGCCAUGUUGGUUCCUCAGAACAAGAGGGCCCUGCUGCACCUCAGCCAGGUUAAUCAACAGAUCUGUGAUUUGAAACGAUACACUAUUUUUAAAAAAACCAACAAAAAAAACCCCAACCCCAGAAGGCACACCGACAUUCCCGAGCUCUGUGACUCCAGGAGGGCUUUCCCUCCCUUCCCCCUCAUCGCCCUCCAGUUAAACCUCCCUGUGCUGCUUCGAAAAACUGGAGAGUUGACGAUCAGUCUGGUGAAGCGCCACCUAAAGGAGAUGUGUGGUCAUAGUGGACUGUGAAGUCGUCAACUGAGAUACACCUGGGUGGUUUGUAUGUGUGUACGUGGUCUCCGUGUUAUGCAAGAGUGAAAAAUGUGCUAGCUAGGUAUCCGUAGAUGAGUAUUUAUGAGUCUCAGCUUCCUCAGCAGGAGCUGCCGCGCGAGAGAGUAGGCGGUGUGGAGCGCGACGCCGAGGUGGGUGUGUUUUUUGAGUGCAGGCUGUAGGAAGUUCUGCUGAUCCACAUGGCGUUCUGCAGACAGACCUGUACGUGUUAAGCGGACCUUGCACCAUGUUUCAGCAUGGAGCCGCCCCUACCACUGUCACACAACGCUGCUCCCUCACCUUUCAAACACACACACACACACACACACUUUCAUCUCUAUUUCCUUUCCCUUUGCUCUCUCCACUAAAACAUGUCUAACAAGGAAGCACUACAGCACGGAGAGCAAAUGUUUUUGAAGGCAGGCGAAUGGAGACGUGUGGAAAGUUUAUUUUUCUCAUUCCCCGCCUCCCCACCCAAUGUGUGCCGUUGUUGAUCAUGUUGAGUGUACAAGUAUAUGGUGAAAAGUAGCCAGCGCUAGUUGCUGUGUGCCAUUUUUAAAAUAUAUUUUUUUUGGGGAGGUAAAUUCCCCCUCUGAACCUGGCCGCAACUUCUCCCUUCCUGCGUGGCGCCAUCGACCCACAUUGUCCUACAUUAUCAAUCCAGUCAUCAUGCCUCUAGAUCUUCUUUAAUUUUGCAGUCCACUUUAAAAGGUCCAUUUAAAAGAUUGUAUUUUUAUUAAUCUAUUUAAAAAAAAAAAAAAAAAAAAAAAAAAGAAUUGAGGUAGUGGUUGGUGCCUCCACAGUGGAACAACCCACACAAUUUUAUACACAUAGAUUUUGUUGUGCUUGAGUAGACACCAUUUUGUAUGGUUUUCGUCUCUUUCCUUCACCCCCUUUGCCCUGCUUCAAUAUCUGUGUAUAACAGUCUGUUCUUAUGUAAAAAAAAUAAUAAUGUAAAAAAAAAUGCUAGAGGAGAACUGUGGAAAUAAAAGUAUGUGAAACUAGUGUU
Molecule: messenger RNA, 4894 nt
Organism: Anoplopoma fimbria (sablefish)
Lineage: Eukaryota; Metazoa; Chordata; Actinopteri; Perciformes; Anoplopomatidae
Gene: zzz3
Product: zinc finger, ZZ-type containing 3
Exons: 12
Coding region: 381-3350 (989 amino acids)
Molecular function (GO): zinc ion binding
Source: RefSeq, a predicted model, not a curated record